Molecule: messenger RNA, 5514 nt
Organism: Lutzomyia longipalpis
Lineage: Eukaryota; Metazoa; Arthropoda; Insecta; Diptera; Psychodidae
Product: phosphatidate cytidylyltransferase, photoreceptor-specific-like
Exons: 4
Coding region: 119-1438 (439 amino acids)
Cellular component (GO): endoplasmic reticulum membrane
Molecular function (GO): phosphatidate cytidylyltransferase activity
Source: RefSeq, a predicted model, not a curated record
GCAUACUUUGUUUUUCUUCGGGACGCAAUUGAUUUGCAUGCUCAGUGGAAUUGUGGAAAAAGUUGCGGUGUAACAGGAAAAAGUGUGUUAAAAAUACUCAUAAAUUAAUACUAAAACAAUGACGGACGACGUUAGACGCAGGAAAGGUGAUACGGACACCUUGCAAUCUCCAAAUUCACCAACAACGGCUGAUUCUUCCGAUCAUGUCGACUCAGAGGAAGAAAAGCUUCCCGAGGAAAAGUAUGUGGAGGAGAUGGCUAAGAAUUUACAGCAGGGCACGGAUAAAGUGCCCCACUUGCUAGAGACAAUCGUCUCUGGACUUCCAGCUAAAUGGAGAAAUUGGGUAAUUCGCGGUGUCUUCACAAUGAUCAUGAUAUCAGGUUUUGGACUGAUAAUCUAUGGAGGACCUCUUGCGCUCAUGGUCACGACACUUCUUGUUCAAGUGAAGUGUUUCGAAGAAAUCAUCUCAAUUGGAUAUUCCGUUUAUCGAAUUCACGGUCUUCCGUGGUUUCGAUCACUCUCUUGGUACUUCCUCCUCACAUCAAACUACUUCUUUUAUGGUGAAAAUCUGGUCGACUACUUUGGCGUUGUAAUCAAUAAAUUGGACUACCUACAGUUCCUUGUAAAGUACCAUCGUUUCCUCUCAUUCUCCAUGUACUGCGUGGGAUUCGUUUGGUUUGUACUGUCACUCGUGAAGAAGUACUACAUGAAGCAAUUCUCUCUAUUCGCAUGGACACAUGUGGCUCUCCUGAUUGUUGUAACACAGAGUUAUUUGAUUAUGCAGAAUAUCUUUGAGGGAAUGAUAUGGUUCAUUGUUCCUGUCUCAAUGAUUGUUUGCAAUGACGUGAUGGCGUACAUGUUUGGAUUUUUCUUCGGGAAAACACCUCUAAUUAAGCUGAGCCCCAAGAAAACCUGGGAAGGCUUCAUCGGUGGGGGGUUUGCAACUGUAAUCUUUGGUUUAAUGUGUUCAUGGUUUCUAUGUCGCUACCAGUACUUUGUCUGCCCAAUUGAGUACAAUGAGAAGCUGAAUAAAAUGGCUAUUGAAUGUGAGCCCAGCUACCUGUUUCGACCACAGGAAUAUGAUAUACUCGGUAAAAGUAUCACAAUGUACCCCUUUAUGCUGCACUCGCUGUCACUCAGCAUCUUCAGCUCUGUUAUUGGUCCAUUUGGUGGGUUCUUUGCAUCUGGAUUUAAGAGAGCUUUUAAAAUUAAGGACUUUGGUGACAUGAUUCCUGGUCAUGGUGGCAUAAUGGAUCGUUUUGAUUGCCAAUUCCUCAUGGCUACCUUUGUGAAUGUCUACAUUUCAAGCUUCAUCAGAACAGCAUCACCGGGAAAACUUCUUGCACAGGUUUACACACUUAAACCAGAACAACAGCUGCAACUUUUUAAUUCACUCAAAGAACAUUUGGAGACUAGAAAUAUUCUUGAUCUCAAUUAGAAGAAUUUCAUCAACAUGAAUGAUGAUCAUGAUGCAUUAAUAUAAUAUUAUGAUGAAGAAUGAGGAUGAAUAUUUGGUAUGUUUAAGAUGUUUUAAUGUUUCUUCCCUUUAAUCUCUCUAUAUCUCGAAAAAAAAUCCUUCAGUGAUGUGUAAACACAUUAAGUAAAAUCUUGAAAUAACUAUGAAACGAAUUUUCCUUUAAUGGCUCACCAGUGAGCUGUCGAUUCUAACGUUCUAACGGGUUUUAACGUUCUAAGUCAGUGGAAAUUAAGUAUGAAUUUAAUUACUAAUUCUCUUUUUUUAAAUUAUUUAUUAAUCAUAAUUAAUUCUUAACUUGAUUCAAUUUAAAAUUUAUUAAAAAUUCAUUUUAUUAUGUAUUGGUUUGUCCAAUAUUGACUCGGUUUGAAAAAUCCAACUCUUUAUGAAACAACAUUCAAAUUAAAAAAAAAUAAAUAAAUUAGAUCGAAAACAGGGUUAAUCUCUUUUCGAACAGAAUUAUUCAAUUCGAAUUUAAUUCAUACAAUUUAUACAAUUUUUACCAAUUUAUUAAGCUCUUCUUUGUGCAAUUGUUGUACAUUGAAAGAGCUCUUAACUAUGUUGGUAAAAUCUAACAUUUUAAUUUUAUUACCUCUUUAAAUAUUAAGUCUCUUUUUCAAUUCUAGAAUGAAUUGUAAAAGUUCUUUAAAAAAUGUUGUGUUAUAUCCUAAUUAUUUAAGUACUUACUUCUGUUAAUGGAUUCAUUUAAUUGAUCUUCUUUCGUAAUAUAAACGGGAUAAAUGGGUCAAUUCUGUCAAAAUUCUUUUCUUUUCUCACAAUUUUAAGAAGUUUUUGUUAGAUUUUUACGGUUAAUGAUUUUAAACCUUUAUUUUCUCUUUCCAUAAAAGAAAGACAAAAAAUUUGUUGAAAGACCUUUAAGAAAUCCCGAAAAACAAUUUUCUUUUAAAAAACGAUCAGAGAAAGAAAUAAUCUUUAAAAUCUUUAAUAAAAUUUUUCAGAAAUAUAAAAAGAAAAGAAGUUUUUAAUAGAAUUGACCCCCAAAAUCGACAGUUCACUAUAUGAAUCGAUUUUAGCAAAUAAAUAGGAAAAUAAGUAAAAAAGCUUAAAAACUCCAUAGAAAAGAUGAAACCUGACCAAAAAAAUCUCACAAUAUGUAGAAAUCCUCAAGUAAAUCUCAUCCAUCUUUAAAAAAAAAAUGUGUGUGAAAAGUUCUAAUAGAAACCUCAUUUUAGACGAGCUUCCACAUAUGGAAGACAUUAAAAAAAAAUUGUUGAAUAUUUUAGAGAAAAUCCGAUACGAAGAUGGUCACAGAAUAUUCUUAAAAAUCGUAAUGAUUUUAUUAUUUUCUUGACCAUUUUGAUUAAUUUAAUUUCUAGUCGAUUUGUAGGGAAGUGAAAAUGAGAGAAUUUAAAUAUGAAUUAGAAGAAAAAAAAUGAAUAGAAUUUUUAUGUAUGUUACUUGUUUAGAAGACCUCGAAAUCCAUAAAAAAAACAGAAAAUCAAGAAACUCCUUAUGCGUCAAGUCAUUUGAUUAUAAUCAUUUAAUAAUUAUUAAAAAAAAAGUUCAACUAACCAUUCCAUUUUUAGGGAACUUUGACCAUUUCUUUUAUUGACGCAUCAUAAACAAACUUAAGUCUUUUAGUGCAAUAUUGUAAUGUAAAUUAUGUAGUUUAAUUAAUAAAAUGAAUUAGCUUAUUGGUCCAUUAGGAGGACAAAAAAUUUUACGAAAUGAAGCAUUUAUUUUAUUGUGGCCAAAUUUUGUGCAGGUUUAAAAUUAAAUCUAGUUCAAUGAAUUUCCUAAAAUUUUCCUAAUUUUUGAUUUACUUUUAUUAAGUUAAAAGUAUCGUUAUUAGAUAUUUUUUAAUUUUAAAAUAUGGGCUUUUCUGUCAUUUUUUAGAGUCUUUCAGUUCUGUAUUCCAAGUAAUUGGAUUGAUGAUGAUUGUACAGGAAAAAGUUUUACAAUUUCCCUUUGCAAAUUGGUGCUUAGGGUUUAAUGAUGAUAAUCCCAGAAAAACGAAGAAGAAAAUAAAAGAUUUUUUUUCAGUGUAUAUAUCAAUUAUAUUUUGAAGAAAUUAUUUUCGGAAGAUUUUCUAUCAUGCAAUUUCUCUUUUUUUAUAAAAUAUUUUCAUUCAUUCACUGUUUUUACAAAGCUUUUCCCACUCACUAUGUCUAAUUUUAUAUAUUAUUUGAAAAUCCUCAAAACAUAUUUUUUCUGUAAAUGAUUUUAAAACAAAAAGCUGAAAUAAAACUGUUUUAAAUUAAAUAUUUUUACCUUUUAUUUUAGCUUCUCUCAACAAAAUUCUCAUUAAUUUGUUAUUUUUACUUUUUACAAGAUUAUAGGGAUUACAAUAAUAUAAUAUUUUAAAUGUAUAUUAAAUGUUUAGAGAAUAUAUUGUGUGGAUAUAAAAAUGUAAUAUCGACAAAAGAUUAAAAAAAAAUAUAUAAAAUAAUUGUUUUAUUACUUAAUCGACAUUACACAUACACAUGUAUGUUAUGUAUGUGUAUGCAUGUGUGUAUGUGUGUGUAGUAAAACUCUUAGAAGUUUUUGUGCAUUUUGAUUUUUACAUUUUUCGGUCAUCGUUGGGGAGUUUUUUCUCUGUAUUUUGGUGACAAUUAAAAGUAGUAAAAAAUGAGAAUUCAAAAAGACAUUUUUAUUAAAAAAAAAAACCUUGAAAAUUAUAAUAUGUAUUUUGUUUUUUAAUAAAAAGAAACAUGUCCGGCGGAAAAUGUUAUAUUAUCACAUAAAAAUUCAAUAUGUUCGUUAAAAUUGAAUUGCUUUCUUUAAACAUUUUAAAAGGUUAAAUAAUUAUUCAUCGGUAGGAGUGAAUGGUCUUUUUUACUUUUGACUUUUAAGUAAUGUCUUAAUGAAGGAAAAAAAUUUGAAUUCCUUUUUUAUCUUUGAUUUUUUUUUAUGUGGUGUACCCAGGAAGGGUUUUUGGGUGUCUAAUUACGUUAGAAGUUCUGGGAGUUUAGAUUUUCCUUAAAUGGCUCAGAAUUUUUUUUAGUUUAAAAGAAACAUGAAAAAUUUGAUUUAUAGAAAAACGUCAAACGUUAGAAAAGAAACAUCAAAUGGAUAAAAUGUUGAAAAAAGAACGUCAAUCUCUGUAGAGAAAUGUAAAACAUUAGUCCAGAAACCUCAAGUGUCAAAUAUUAUAAACAAAUGUUAAAAAUUGCCAAAAGCUGUUAAUUUGAAUAUCAACUGACACAAAACUUGACUACUUAGUUGUUUUUUAAUCCAUUUUUGCGUUCUUUAAAUUCAUUUUUCUGGAUUUCUUUUAACACACCGUUGAAAUAAUUUUUGGCUACACUCCUUUUAAUUGAAAUUGAGAUAUUUGUUCCAUUCUCCCUUAAUAUAGUGAGAAAGUUGUGUUUUUUGAGUUUCUUUUUUGUCAGAUAAUAAAAAUUUCUUUUUGGAGCCUUUUAUAUGGAAGAAUACUUUCUUGUGGGUAUAUUUCCUUUGUUUUUGGGAAGACUGCACAAAAUAUAAUGAGAAGAAAAUUCUUUAAAAUAUUUUCUUUAAAGUUUCUUAACAUUUUGUUAACAAAAAGUAAAUUACAUACUCACUCCCUCAUUGUCAUUUCAUCUUUUUAGUUUUAAAUUUCAUACAAAACGAAAGAAGAAAUAAAAAAAUUAUACAAAAUUAUUUUAUAAAAUAAUAAAAAAAAAUGAUUUUUCUCCUCUUGCAUUAAUAAUUAGUGUGUGUGCGUACAUUUUUUUCUACUACAUUCAGAUCGAAAAAUAAAAAAUUUGCAAAGUUUUCUUAAUGCACCAGCAUUGUCCUUUGCAAAAGUAGUUUGUUGCGCUUUUCUAUAAAAAUUCUAAUUUUAUUCUGAGACUUUUUGAUUUGAGAUUCUCCAUGGAAGAAUUUCAAAUUAAAUGAAAGAACCUCAAAUCAAAACAUCUUGAUUAUUUUCCCAUGAUCUACAUGGGAGUGAUCUUGUGAUGGUUCCAGCCUAUUUUUUAUCAUUUCAUAUUGUUAAAUCUACAUUUAGGAAAAAUUUAUCAAAUUAAAGAAAUAGGAAAAAACAUUAAAAGAUCACUAUGUUCAUGAGUUUUCUGUGUGCUUCAUAUUUUUUUUUA